AUCACCACAGAUAACAUUGUCAUUUUGUCGCGUUGUUUUUUCUUAUAUACCAUUGUAAUUUUACCGCAUGGGUGGUAAUUCUACGGUACAGUAAAUCUGAAGACAUCCUUAAAAUUUGAACCCGAAAUAUCUUCUUGUCGUUAGAAACAAAAAAUGCCACCUAAAUUUGAUCCAAAUGAGGUGAAAUUCGUUUAUUUGCGAUGCGUUGGUGGUGAAGUCGGCGCUACAUCAUCUUUAGCUCCAAAAAUAGGUCCUUUAGGUUUGUCACCUAAAAAGAUUGGGGAUGACAUUGCCAAAGGCACAGCAGAUUGGAAAGGUCUUAAAAUUACAGUCCAGUUAAGAAUUCAGAAUCGACAGGCUCAAAUUAGUGUUGUACCAUCAGCUGCUUCUUUAAUAAUCAAAGCUCUGAAGGAACCGCCCCGAGAUAGAAAAAAACAAAAAAAUAUUAAACACUCUGGAAAUAUAAGUCUUGAUGAUGUUCUUGCAAUUGCCAGACAAAUGAGACCAAGAUCUAUGGCAAGGCAACUAUCUGGAACAGUGAAAGAAGUUUUAGGUACUGCACAAUCUGUAGGUUGUACAGUUGAUGGAAAACUGCCACAUGAUUUAAUAGAUGAAAUAAAUGAUGGCACUGUAGAAGUUCCCGAAGAAUAAAUAUAAAUAAAUACUUUGUUGUAUGA
Messenger RNA from Agrilus planipennis (emerald ash borer), 677 nucleotides. It is a transcript of the gene RpL12, whose product is annotated as 60S ribosomal protein L12. Gene Ontology annotation, biological process: translation. Gene Ontology annotation, molecular function: structural constituent of ribosome; large ribosomal subunit rRNA binding. The coding region runs from base 154 to 651 and encodes 165 amino acids. NCBI's taxonomy places the organism in Eukaryota, Metazoa, Arthropoda, Insecta, Coleoptera, Buprestidae. Gene Ontology annotation, cellular component: cytosolic large ribosomal subunit; ribosome. The record is from RefSeq and is a predicted model, not a curated record. The transcript is spliced from 4 exons.